AUGCGUUUUAUGUCAUAUUUUCCUCUUUUCCUUAUUUGUAUUUCUCAAUACUAUUUACAAGGAGCAAAUGCAAAUAACCUUGAUGCUAAUGAAUUAAUUGAUUAUGGUGAAAAAUUAACUCAACAAAGUGAACAAUUGUUUAAAAAAAUGGCACAACGUAAAAAAAGAGAUUAUUAUGGAACUUUUGGUCAUGAUUCCUGGGACAGACGAACAUUAGGACCAAAAUAUGAUGAUGUCAAAGAAAAACUCACAAAGAUUUAUAGCUCAGGAAAUUAA
Molecule: messenger RNA, 276 nt
Organism: Strongyloides ratti
Lineage: Eukaryota; Metazoa; Nematoda; Chromadorea; Rhabditida; Strongyloididae
Exons: 4
Coding region: 1-276 (91 amino acids)
Source: RefSeq, a predicted model, not a curated record